Ipomoea nil (Japanese morning glory) is the source of this 1209-nucleotide messenger RNA. Its product is annotated as G-type lectin S-receptor-like serine/threonine-protein kinase At1g67520. The transcript has a single exon. Bases 1 to 1209 code for a protein of 402 amino acids. Lineage: Eukaryota; Viridiplantae; Streptophyta; Magnoliopsida; Solanales; Convolvulaceae. The record is from RefSeq and is a predicted model, not a curated record.
AUGGGUAGAAUAAUAAUUGUUUGUUGCUUAUUCAUCUGGCAUGGCUUGUUGCUAUCUGGUGUUAGUGCAGAAAAUACACUUGCACCUGGAGAAUCCUUAUCUCCAACUGAUGACGAUUACUUGGAGUCAUCAAAUAAACUCUUCAAGUUAAAAUUCUUGAAGCGACCCGGCUCUGGCUCUGCUAUUAGCUGGUUUUUGAGUAUUGAGUGGGCUAGUUAUGUAGUCACAUCCACUUCUGAAGAAACAACAAUUUGGGUUGCUUGGCUAGGUGAAAAUGAAACUUCGUCUUACAUUCCAGAAUUAAAAAUGGAAAGAGAUGGGCGGUUGUUGAUAUCUGAUGUUGAUCAUGAAUUCGUCGUAAACCAUGAUCAACAACUUCCAUUUGUCAUGAACACAACAGCAACUCUACUUGACACCGGCAACUUAGUGUUGCGGGGUGGGGGUCGUACGUUGUGGCAAAGUUUCGAUCACCCCACUGGUAAUACUUGGAUUACAGGGAUGAAAUUGGGGUGGUUUGGGCUUCAAAACACUCAUCCUCAACAGCAUUGUUUGACUUCUUGGACAAGUGAGGAGAACCCUUCUCCAGGUGGUUUUAGCUUGUGUGUUGAUCCAAACAAUACCCAGCUAGUUGCCAUGCGAAGAGGGGUUGUGUAUUGGCACAGUGGGGUCUGGAAUGGGUACAAUUUUCCAUUUCUUCAAGUCAAUUCCCAUUUUAGGUAUUUCUCUAUUCACAAUGAAAGCUAUUUUGCUUGGGAUGGGAAUAUUGAUAGGGUUGAAGCCUUUAUCAGAAUUUUUGCAACUGGGGCAAUUUCAGUAUAUGUUGAGGACCAUAGAAACUACACAAUAUCACUCGUUAACUGUGAUCGUAAUGAUACAUUUUAUUCAAACGAGGGGUGCCUAGGGUCACCCAAACGAUCCAAUUGUAGUUCGGGAGACAAGUUCAAUUCAACUACUGGUUUCAUCGAAUGGAAUUUAUGGGAACGAGUGUUGUUCAACACCACGUUAAACAUUGGUGAUUGCAAAGAAUUGUGCGUAAAAAAUUGUUCUUGCACCGCCUAUGCUACACUUGAAGUAUCUGAUGGAACAGGCUGCAAAUUUUCGUCUUCCACUAAAUACCAGUACGCGUCUCAUGGCAACACUCUUUACCUUCGUUAUGCAGGUAAGAUAGCUUUCUCCAUCAUAACUUUCAUUUAUUAUCAACCUAAUUAA